Aspergillus novofumigatus IBT 16806 is the source of this 755-nucleotide messenger RNA. Its product is annotated as F-box protein. The coding region runs from base 120 to 680 and encodes 186 amino acids. The transcript has 3 exons. Gene Ontology annotation, molecular function: protein binding. Lineage: Eukaryota; Fungi; Ascomycota; Eurotiomycetes; Eurotiales; Aspergillaceae. The record is from RefSeq and is a predicted model, not a curated record.
GGACCACCACACUCAACGCAGGGGACGAACAUACGCCGAUGAGAUCAUUUUCGUGAUUGAAAAGAGUCGAUAACAGUCCGCGAAGAAUAUCAUCUGAAUGUCCUGCAUCAACAUCUCAAAUGAGCACCUCAAGCCUUCCACCUAUCAGCUCUUUGAAGCCUCUGGGAGCUCAUUUCUUUCGAAGCAAGAAACAGCAGUCCUCACCCCUCGUCAACCUGCCUACUGAAAUCCUGGUUCAGAUCUUUUCCUACACAAAUUUACGCGACACGAUUGCGUUAUCAACAAGCUGCAAAUAUCUCCUCAGCAUCCUCUCUUUCACUGCCUUUCCUGGCGACUUUCUACUCAGGAAACUCCCAGACCUGACACCCAUAAAGCUGAUCCUGUUUCUCUUGAGACUCGCAUGGCCAAGGGAAAUGAAUGGACGUGCGAAGAAAGGUCUGCGUUACUGCAAUGCCUGCCUUCGUAUCUAUCCAGAAAAGAGACAGUACUGGGAGGAGAAAUUGUCGAUGAACAUCAGCAGAGAUUUCUGGAAUAGCCUGAAAUCCCAGUGGGAAAUGAACCUUGAUUGCCCUAAAUGCUAUCUCAGUCACAAACGCACCUAUAUGUGUCUUUGUCAUGCGGCAUUCAUUAAGCGUUGGGAGCAGAUUUGUGCUGAGCAUAUCGGCUGGUUCGGCAACUAGGCAUAGGGGCAUCAAUAAUGGGCUAUGCUCCAUGACGACUAGAAUGGCAUGCUCUCUCUAGAGUUCAGUUUCGUC